AAAAUAUAUAAAUAAAAAAGGAGGGAUGAGAACAUGUGGUAUGUUUCCUUUUUAUUCAAUUUUUUCUCAUCAAUCCUUUUUAUUUUAUUUUUUUUCCGCACUAUCUCAACAUUUACAUUUCGAAUGCGCGCUCCGGAAAAAAACACGACUCAGCAGCAGCAACCUCUUUCCCCAAGUCUGGCCAAAGCGUCUGCGCUGCAGCUUCCUCCGCCGUCUUACGACGAUGUUGCUCUAGACAUUCAAGCUGAGCACAUUAACAACCAACCAUCACCCUCCUCCUUUCCUCAAUACACCGCCCUCCCCGACACACUUACUCACGACACCGCACAACCACUACCCUCCUCUGCAGCAGCAGCAAACGAAGUCGAGCCACUUAUCGGCUACCAACAUAUCCACCCAGCAAACACAUCCCCCGGCCACCAUCCAGCGCAAGUCACCUCACUAUCAUUGCGCGAUUUCUUUGCAUCCCUCGAGUACAAGAGAUCCUCCAAGGGGUACUCGUCAUCAGACCAGUGGCUGAACACAGACCCGGCGGCUCUACUGCGGUUUAUCAGCGAGUGCAAUGAGCGCCCGCGCGUCAACAUUGAGGUCAAGGGCACGCACACGGAGAACAAAGUGGUGGAGAACUUUAGCACAGGGGAAAAUGGACAAACACGGCGAGAAUCACAUACGCAGCAAGAGAGCAUCGUUGAUUUCCAAUUUUCUUUGGAAUUGACAUCGUAUAUACAUGAGCGAGGCACCCUGUAUACUGCACGUGGAAGUGACGGGGAGCCUGUGGAUUUGCAGGGCGUUCUGGCGGACUAUAUCCGGACGGAUAAUUUUUUGAAGGAAAUCAAGGUGCAGAAGAAGGCGAUUUGGGACUACGAACUGGUUCGCAGGGAAAUGGUGGCGUUUGUUAAGAGCACCGGGUAUCCACAUACGGUGACGGUGUCGUUUCCGAUGGAUAAUGAUCGGAUUGUUGUGAGGUCGCAUGGGAGGGCUGCGCAAAUUUGGAGACAUCCGGUUACUAAUUUCUUGUGCGUCAUUACCUGUGCUUGCCUGGUCGGGUGGCCGAUGAGGUAUUUUUCGGUGCGGAAGUGGAGAAAUAAAGUUAUGAGUGACUUUGCUGUUUUGGUAUCGCCAAAGGAUUUCAUUGAUCGCAAUUCGACGUUUAUCCGCAACCAGGUGUCGUGGACCAACCGGCCGUUUUCUGUGUUUGCAACAAUGGGCGAAUAAGCGAUAAAUUUAUUUAUUCAUUUUCGAUAUUAAAUUUAUUUAUUUUU
Molecule: messenger RNA, 1262 nt
Organism: Kickxella alabastrina
Lineage: Eukaryota; Fungi; Kickxellomycota; Kickxellomycetes; Kickxellales; Kickxellaceae
Exons: 1
Coding region: 124-1215 (363 amino acids)
Source: RefSeq, a predicted model, not a curated record